AUGAGCACGAGCAGCUCCGAGGCGCAGCAGGCCGAGCCAUUGACGACCGCCGACACGCAGCUGGGCGAGGCGCCUGAGCAUCUGCGCCGGGCGGAGACGGUGCUGCGCCACCGCACGAGCCGCAUCGUGCUGGUACUGGAGCAGUGCAUGGACUCGCACAACCAUCAGGCCGUGCUGCGCACCGCCGAGGCGCUGGGCGUGCAGCACGUGUGGCUCAUCGCGGCCAACGCGCAGCAGCUCAAGACCCACGACGACACUGGCAAGAGCAAGAAGCCCAAGAAGAGCAGCGGCAAGAAGAUCACCAAGAACUGCGCCGGGUGGCUCACGGUGCGCGAGUUCUCCAGCAUCGCCGACUGCCUCACGGCGCUGCGCUAG
Messenger RNA from Phytophthora sojae, 375 nucleotides. RefSeq lists its product as hypothetical. The coding region runs from base 1 to 375 and encodes 124 amino acids. The record is from RefSeq and is a predicted model, not a curated record. The transcript has a single exon. Gene Ontology annotation, biological process: tRNA guanine ribose methylation. NCBI's taxonomy places the organism in Eukaryota, Oomycota, Peronosporomycetes, Peronosporales, Peronosporaceae.